AAAUGUCUGACAGCGACGACGAGCCCAUCACACUCUCCUCCCACGCCCUCGAGGCCCUCCGAGCCUUCGAAGCAGAGCGAGAAGAGCACCAGGCCAAGUUCCAGAAGCUCCAGGCCGAGGCGGAGAGCGACAACGCCCUGCUGUCCAUCGACACCUUUGCCGAGGACUGGAACGAGUCUCAAUUCUGGUAUUCAGAUGAGACGGCAAACACCCUCGCAACGGAGCUGCUCAGAGACGCGACAAGUGACAUGACCAUCGGCGUCGUCUCAGCGCCGAGUGUCUUUGUCGCCCUCAAGAACAUACUGCGGAGUAAAAGCGAUGACGAGAGGCCAAAGCUGGUCCUGUUGGAGCACGACAACCGGUUUGGCGUGUUCCCGGAGUUUUCCUUUUAUGACUUUCAACAGCCAGUUAAAUUGCCAGGCCACCUGAAAGGGUCCAUCGACAGAAUCAUCUGUGAUCCGCCAUUUCUGAGCGAAGAUUGCCAGACCAAAGCUGCCUUGACUGUUCGCUGGCUCCUCAAACCAAGCGGUGCCGGACCGCCACCUCGUCUCAUUGUCUGCACUGGAGAAAGAAUGGAGACUUUGAUCCUCAAGUUAUACCGGGCUCUGGGUAUCCAGACGACUGCUUUUGAGCCCAAGCAUACACGAGGCCUGAGCAACGAGUUCUACUGCUAUGCCAAUUUUGAGUGUCCCAGCUGGAAGUGGCGGUAA
Molecule: messenger RNA, 710 nt
Organism: Trichoderma citrinoviride
Lineage: Eukaryota; Fungi; Ascomycota; Sordariomycetes; Hypocreales; Hypocreaceae
Exons: 6
Molecular function (GO): protein-lysine N-methyltransferase activity
Source: RefSeq, a predicted model, not a curated record